AGCACGCCCUUCCUCGCGUCUGUAGUUUUCGGAAAGUACCGUACUGUUUCUCUCUCUCUCUCUCGCGCGCGCGCUCCCUCGCCUGUGAUUGGUUACGCAGUGUCUGUACGGUAGCUACAGUACUGAGCGCUAACAGCCGUAUUAUCUCAUCCGGGGUUUCCGUGUGGGGAUUUUUCCGCCUACGUCAAUAGAUCAGUGAGCCAUUUUAAGUCACAGGAAAAGAAAGGACGUCGACAGGAGCCAACUGUCUACAGCUUCAUUUGUCGACCUUAUGUGGUAACUGCACUACUGAAGCAAAGGGGUUUCUCCUACCAAAUCAAACCUCUGUCUUUCAAGGAACAUAUUUUUAUUUCAAAAUUAUAUUAAAACUUUUCACAUGGAUACGUAAACUCCACCAUAAGGGAUGUCAGCAGGGAGAAGGCCUUUAUUUACCACAUCCAGGAAGUCUACUACCAUAGGGUUUGUCAUUAACACACGAUGCCUUGUUUAAAGUUUAGCUCGUGUCUGGGUUGGUUUGUUGUAUUUGUUAAUGAUCCUGGGUGAAGGCAGAUAGCAGACAUAGACGAUCACUCAGUUCAGUUUAUGUUCAAUCACUUUUUUGUACAUGAGCUGUUUGUUUUCUAACACCUGUGUGGGGAUUUCAGUUUGCUUUUAGAGGUCAUGAGCAUCCUUAUUUUUAUGUCAUUCCAUCACAGAUGGUAGUUUGGAUUGUUACUGACAAAAUACACUGGUGUUGGAGUUUGGUUUGGUGUAAACUCUGUUUAAGUCUAAGGAGAGCUGGUUUCAGAUGUGUUAUGACAGUCAGGGAAGUUCCUUAUUAAAGGGAAAAGAAAAGGGAAAUGUUCACCCCAUGACUAGUCUACAGUCUUGUGGAGAUGAUCACAAGUUACAAUAGCUGUUUAAUGUUCUUUUGUCAUCUUUGUUUAUAUAUCAAGCUAAGUUCAUUGUAAUCACACACACGUGUAGUCACCAUCCUGGGUGUGAUAAUUAAAGCCCUUCUCCCUGAGGACAUCCCUCUUUUCCUCUUUAUAAUGGAAAUUCUACAAAAUAGUCCUUUUCUAAGAAGUCUGUGCCGUACCAGUGCGCCAGCAGACCUACAGUAUGAUAACACGAGUGAACUGUUUCGUAUUUCGACCUUUGCAAAGUUCCCCUCUACGGCACCGGUGACUGAGAGAAGCCUGGCCCGUGCUGGGUUUUUCUACACUGGCAUAGGUGAUCGGGUUCAGUGUUUCCGCUGCAACGUGACGGUUGACAACUGGCAGUCGGGAGAAUGCCCAGCCGAGAGGCACAAGCAGAUGUCGCCCAACUGCAGCUUCAUUCAGAGCUUGCCUUCCACCGCCAAUCUCCUGUCCUCCUCCCAUUCAGCCUUCUCACCUCUCCGCAAUGCUACUAUCCUGCAAUUGAACCUUCCUGCAGCCACUUCAGCUUCAGGCCAGACAGAUGAGCAAGCUGGUUACCUGAACAUGAGCAACCUUGCCCCCUCCAGCCCUCUCUCAUCUCGUGGAGUGGAAGACAUGUCCCAUCAGAGGCCACCUGCUUGCCACAAUCCCAGCAUGCGGCGUGAGCAGGAUCGCUUGGACACCUUUCAAAACUGGACUCUUACCACGAUCACUCCUGCAGAGCUUGCCAAGGCUGGUUUCUACUAUCUCAGCCAGGGAGACAGAGUGGCUUGCUUCAGCUGUGGUGGGCACCUGAGCAACUGGGAGCCCGGAGAUAGGGCCGUAUCUGAGCACCAGAGGCACUACCCUAAUUGCCGCUUUGUGAGAGGUGACCGAGCUGAUAACAUCCCUAUAGCUGGUGGUUUGGCCAAUGUGUCCAACCCAGCAAUGCAGCAGUGUGAAGAAAGGCUGCUUACAUUUGUCAACUGGCCUGCAAGAAUACCUGUCCGACCAGACCAGCUGGCCAAGGCUGGUUUUUAUUACGUUGGUCGUAACGACGAUGUAAAGUGCUUCUGUUGUGAUGGAGGACUCAGAUGUUGGGAGUCAGGGGAUGAUCCUUGGGUUGAACAUGCUAAAUGGUUUCCCAGGUGUGAGUACCUUUUGCAAGAAAAGGGGCAAGAGUUUGUUCAUCAGAUCCAAGCCAGAUUUCCAAGAUUGUUUGAACAGCUGUUGAACAAUGGGGACUCAAGGGAAUUUGUUGAUCCACCUGUUGUACAUUUGGGUCCAGGAGAAGAGCGCUCAGAAGAUGCUAUAAUGAUGAACACACCUGUGGUGAAAGCAGCCUUGGAAAUGGGCUUUGAGCGCAGUUUAGUGAAACAGACUGUACAGAGCAAAAUUCUCACCAGUGGAGAAAACUAUAAAACAGUACAGGAACUGGUGUCUGACCUGCUGAGUGCUGAGGAUGAAAAAAGAGAAGAGGAGCGAGAAAUGUUUGCAGAGGAAAUGGCAUCAGAUGGGUUUACUUUUUUGAAGAAGCACCACGCUGCCCUGACACAGCGUUUGAAAAGUGUCCAGAGCCUAAUGGAUCAUUUAUUGGAGGAGAAUGUAAUUUCACAGAAGGAGUAUGACACCAUACGCAACUGCACUUCAGUCAAGCAGCAGACGGGUCAGCUCAUUGAUUUGGUCUUGUCAAAGGGGAAUGCAGCAGCAGAGGUCUUCCGCAACUGGAUCAAAAAGAAUGAUGUGUACCUCUUAAGAGAGCUAAUGGCCCAGACAAAUGAAGCUGUAUCACCGAGUCAAGAUCUUUCAGACUUGCCCAUGGAGGAACAGCUGAGGAGACUUCAAGAGGAGCGCACAUGUAAAGUAUGCAUGGAUAAAGAGGUCAACAUUGUGUUUAUACCAUGUGGCCACCUGGUGGUCUGUAAAGAGUGUGCUCCUUCAUUACGCAAGUGCCCCAUAUGUAGAGGCUUGGUAAAAGGCACAGUACGCACCUUUCUGUCUUAACUGUGCCAAGUGCUUGAGAUACAUACUGUGUGAUAAUUGCAUAUGUUAAAUAGUUCCUGCAUUGGAAGUAGAGAAUAUAAAUAAAGAGCAAAAAUGAAAUGUUUGCUUGAAGAGAAAGUUGUUUUGGAGACUUGGUAUAGAAUUAUUAAACAGUCAUUUGAAA
Pangasianodon hypophthalmus (striped catfish) is the source of this 3045-nucleotide messenger RNA. RefSeq names its product baculoviral IAP repeat containing 2 (gene birc2). The record is from RefSeq and is a predicted model, not a curated record. The transcript has 10 exons. Lineage: Eukaryota; Metazoa; Chordata; Actinopteri; Siluriformes; Pangasiidae. Bases 1032 to 2882 code for a protein of 616 amino acids. Gene Ontology annotation, biological process: regulation of apoptotic process.